UCACCACAACUCACAAUCAUUAAUCCAUUAAUUGUAGACAGAAGCAAAUAUAUACAUAUAGGCAUGCCAAAGUCUUACACAACAUUUGUUGCCCUUCUUUUCUGCUUCCUCCUCAUUGCAUCAACUGAGGUAGAAGUGGGUGAAGCUAAGGUGUGCCAGAAGCGCAGCAAGACAUGGACGGGUCCGUGCAUCGUUACCGGCAACUGUAGCCGGCAGUGCAAGAAGAUCGAAGGCGCCACAUUCGGGGCGUGUCACAGGAGCGGUUUUGGAUUUGCUUGCUUCUGCUAUUUCAAGUGCUAAUCUAGCUCAUCAAUUCAUCCAAUAUGCAUGCAUGCAUGCUUCUUAAUCAAUGUUCUUUUAAUUUCCAAUAAUAUAUCCUGCUAAGAGUUAUUGUGAG
Molecule: messenger RNA, 397 nt
Organism: Ipomoea nil (Japanese morning glory)
Lineage: Eukaryota; Viridiplantae; Streptophyta; Magnoliopsida; Solanales; Convolvulaceae
Product: defensin-like protein 1
Exons: 2
Coding region: 64-300 (78 amino acids)
Biological process (GO): defense response
Source: RefSeq, a predicted model, not a curated record